Messenger RNA from Carlito syrichta (Philippine tarsier), 1771 nucleotides. RefSeq names its product hepsin (gene HPN). The transcript has 13 exons. Gene Ontology annotation, biological process: regulation of cell shape; negative regulation of epithelial to mesenchymal transition; proteolysis. The record is from RefSeq and is a predicted model, not a curated record. Bases 212 to 1465 code for a protein of 417 amino acids. Gene Ontology annotation, cellular component: membrane. Gene Ontology annotation, molecular function: serine-type endopeptidase activity; serine-type exopeptidase activity. NCBI's taxonomy places the organism in Eukaryota, Metazoa, Chordata, Mammalia, Primates, Tarsiidae.
CCUCAGGUGAGGCUGCCCGGUCUAGCAGGCCCCACGCCACCGCCUCUGCCUCCCGGGCCGCCCGCUACAGCGGGGCCACCAUGCUCCUGCCCAGGCCUGGAGACUGAUCCCAAAGGGCGCCAUCUCCCGGCUUCGCCCCCACCUGCCGGACCCCAGGGUCCCGCCCCUGCCCAGGAGGUCAGCCAGGCAAUCAUUAACAAGAGGCUGUGACAUGGCGGAGAAAGAGGGUGGCCGGACUAUGCCAUGCUGCUCCGGACCCAAGGUGGCAGCUCUCACCGCGGGAACCCUGCUGCUCCUCACAGGCAUCGGGGCGGCGACCUGGGCCGUCGUGACGGUUCUCUUCAGGAGUGACCAGGAGCCGCUGUAUCCAGUGCAGGUCAGCCCGGUGGACGCAAGGCUCACCGUCUUCGACAAGACAGAAGGGACAUGGCGGUUACUGUGCUCCUCACGCUCCAACUCCAGGGUGGCCGGGCUGAGCUGUGAGGAGAUGGGCUUCCUCAGGGCACUGGCCCACUCCGAGCUGGACGUGAGGAUGGUGGGCGCCAACAGCACGUCGGGCUUCUUCUGCGUGGACGAGGGGAAGCUGCCCCAUGCCCGGAGGCUGCUGGAGGUCAUCUCCGUGUGUGACUGUCCCAGGGGCCGCUUCUUGGCCACCAUCUGCCAAGACUGUGGCCGCAGGAAGCUGCCCGUGGACCGCAUCGUGGGAGGCCGGGACACCAGCCUGGGCAGGUGGCCGUGGCAAGUCAGUCUUCGCUACGAUGGAGCGCACCUCUGCGGGGGUUCCCUGCUCUCGGGAGACUGGGUGUUGACCGCUGCACACUGCUUUCCUGAGCGGAACCGGGUCCUGUCCCGAUGGCGAGUGUUUGCUGGUGCCGUGGCCCAGGCCUCACCCCACGGCCUGCAGCUGGGGGUGCAGGCUGUGAUCUCCCACGGGGGCUAUCUUCCCUUUCGGGACCCCAACAGCGAGGAGAACAGCAACGAUAUCGCCCUGGUCCAUCUCUCCAGCCCCCUGCCCCUCACGGAAUACAUCCAGCCCGUGUGCCUCCCGGCUGCUGGCCAGGCCCUGGUGGAUGGCAAGCUCUGUACGGUGACAGGCUGGGGCAACACGCAGUACUAUGGCCAGCAGGCCGGGGUACUCCAGGAGGCCCGAGUCCCCAUAAUCAGCAAUGAUGUCUGCAAUGGCCCUGACUUCUACGGGAACCAGAUCAAGCCCAAGAUGUUCUGUGCUGGCUACCUUGAGGGUGGCAUUGAUGCCUGCCAGGGCGACAGCGGUGGUCCCUUUGUGUGUGAGGACAGCAUCUCUCGGACGCCACGUUGGCGGCUGUGCGGCAUUGUGAGCUGGGGCACUGGCUGUGCCCUGGCCCAGAAGCCAGGUGUCUAUACCAAAGUCGGUGAUUUCCGGGAGUGGAUCUUCCAGGCCAUAAAGACUCACUCCGAAGCCAGCGGCAUGAUGACCCAGCUCUGACCUGUGGCUUUCCUUGCUGUGCACGCCUCCAGGGCCCGAGUUGAUCCAGGUGGCUCCAACCCCACAUGGUGGGAUCCACCUGGGCCUAGGAUGGAACAUUUUUCUUCUUGGGCUCGAUUCAUGGGUCCAAGGGUGCCCUUCCUCCAGGGUCCUCUAUUCCACAGUGGCGGGCCCACUCAGCCCUGUAACCACUUGAGCCUUGACCCUUAUGACCCCAUGUAAAUAUUAUCCUGCCAUCUGGGGACUCCCGUCUAGCUGCCUCUGAUGACAGGAUGCUCUUUAAAUAAUAAAGAUGGUUUUGAUUAA